GGUGGCCGGUGAGCUCGGCGAGUGUGUCUUCCGUCGGGUGCACGGCUGGACUCAGUACCCUGGGCCCUAUCCUAGCGGGGGUCCCUCUGCUGCCGCGGCGUCGCGCCCACUCUUGCUGCCCAGGACGGGACGCGGAGGUGGUGGCGCUCUUCGUUUGCUCUCCCCGCGACCCUUCCCGUCACCUCGUUCCCCGGACUGGGCAGCUCUGAAGCCCUGAAUUCCGUUCUCAGGGGCCACACUCCCGACCCUGACCUUUCUUUCCAUCUACUCCGAAGGGACUACCGCGUACCCGCACCCUCAUUGCUUUCACUUUCCUGUGGCGUCCUGGUGGCAGGCAUCUCCCUUCUCAGGGAGAGAGAAGCAUGUCGCCAGCAAGGGUCCCGGCGCCUCAGGAUGAAGAGGCAGGAAGACACGCCGCCCUCCCUGACUGCUCAGCUUCUCCUGUGUAAUCAGCUGCCCCUUUGGAAACUGGGCAGGGGUUGCGGCUGGAUGCCGGUGUCACGACUGGUCUCGAGCAUACGAUGCAGAAAUAACAUGUUCCCAGCACUGGAAACAGACAUAAAGCAGGAGACUCUUCCUGAUCCCUAUGAAGACUUUAUGUACCAUCACCUCCAGUAUUAUGGCUACUUUAAAGCUCAGAGAGGCAGUUUACCAAACUCUGCUACGCAACAACACGUUUGGAGGAAUAACCCUCGAUACCUGUUGAAUGGCUCUUUUGGGGAAAGAGAUGAUUUGAAGCUGGACACCCUGAAAAAGGAGACACUUGUGUAUUCAUUUCUGCUGAGUUCACCACUUCUUAGGAGUAGACAGCUUCUUUAUGAUGAGUUGGACGAAGUAAAUCCACGUCUUCGAGAACCCCGAGAGCUCUUUGCAUUUUUCUCUAGUAAUGGACCACUGCAGGCUCCAAGAUGGCCAAUAGAAUGUGAGGUCAUCAAAGAAAACGUUCAUCAUAUUGAGUGGGUUCCACCUCAACCAGAAUAUUUCUAUCAACCUACAGGAAAUGAAAAGAUUCCAGAAAUUGUAGGAGAGGAAAAAGGCACAGUUGUCUAUCAGUUAGAUUCAGUUCCCACAGAAGGUGCCUAUUUUACCAUUUCCAGAGUAGGAGGCAAACGAGGAGUUAUCAAGGAACUUGCUGUCACGUUGCAAGGACCAGAAGAUAAUGCUCUACUGUUUGAAUCAAGGUUUGAGAGUGGAAAUCUGCAAAAAGCUGUCAGAGUAGACACCUAUGAUUAUGAACUUACCUUGCGAACUGACCUCUACACAAACAAACACACUCAGUGGUUUUAUUUUCGUGUUCAAAACACCAGAAAAGAUGCCACCUAUCGCUUCACCAUUGUCAACUUGCUAAAACCCAAGAGCCUUUAUACUAUAGGGAUGAAGCCACUCAUGUACUCUCAAUUGGACGCUAGCACCCACAACAUUGGCUGGAGGAGAGAAGGAAAUGAAAUCAAGUACUUUAAGAACAACACAGAUAACGGGCAUCAGCCUUUCUACUGUCUCACAUGGACCAUUCAGUUUCCACAUGACCAGGACACUUGCUUCUUUGCACAUUUCUACCCAUAUACUUACACUGAUUUGCAGUGCUACCUCCUGUCAGUGGCAAAAAACCCCACCCAGUCUAGGUUCUGUAAGCUCCGAACUUUAUGCAGAAGCCUAGCAGGAAAUACUGUCUACCUGCUCACCAUCACCAACCCAUCCCAGACCCCUCAAGAGGCAGCUGCCAAGAAAGCCGUGGUCUUGAGUGCCAGAGUACACCCCGGAGAAAGUAAUAGCUCCUGGAUUAUGAAAGGCUUUCUGGACUUCAUCCUUAGUGACUCCCCAGAUGCCCAGCUCCUCAGAGAUAUCUUUGUUUUCAAGGUGAUUCCCAUGUUAAAUCCAGAUGGCGUGAUUGUGGGGAAUUAUCGGUGUUCAUUGUCAGGAAGGGACUUGAACAGGCAUUAUAAAACCAUUCUGAAGGAGUCUUUCCCUUGCAUUUGGUACACCAGGAACAUGAUCAAAAGACUUCUUGAAGAAAGAGAGGUUCUCUUGUAUUGUGAUUUCCACGGCCACAGCCGUAAGAAUAAUAUCUUCGUGUAUGGCUGUAAUAACAACGAUCGAAAGUACUGGCUUCGUGAGCGAGUCUUUCCUUUAAUGUUAAGCAAAAAUGCACCAGAUAAGUUCUCUUUUCAUAGUUGUAAUUUUAAGGUUCAAAAGUGCAAAGAAGGAACAGGGCGAGUUGUGAUGUGGCGGAUGGGAAUACUGAACAGCUACACCAUGGAGUCUACCUUCGGUGGAUCCACCCUCGGCAGUAAAAGAGACACUCACUUUACCAUUGAGGAUCUGAAGUCCCUAGGUUAUCAUGUCUGUGACACCCUUCUGGAUUUCUGUGAUCCUGACCAAUCCAAGUUCACUCAGUGUCUAGGAGAACUUAAGGAGCUCUUACAACAGGAAAUCCAAAAGAAAUUCAAUGAACGUGGACAAGAUAUGGAUUUAGAAGGAAGCUGGUGUGACAUCUCUUUGUCUGACAUUGAAUCUAGCACCAGUGGUUCUGACAGCUCCCUCUCAGAUGGUCUCCCUGCUCACCUACUGAACAUGGCAGAGGAGUUGAAUGAGAAGAAGAUAUUUAAGAAGAAAAAAAAGAAGCCACUUCAGACUAGGAAACAGCGAAACAAGCGGUAUCAGAAAAGUAACUCAAUGCAGGAGUUAAAGAUAACAGAAGAUGCCCCAGAAACAGCAGGAUUUGCUUCUACUCUGAAAAAGCAGCCUACCUUUUUCAAAAAUUUGGAGAAUUCCACUUCUUCAGCAAUGAAAAAUGAAAAACCAAGGUUGAAUGAGACACAGUUAAAUGGAAGAGACAAAGGCACCUCCCUGGACUCACCAAUGACCACCCUGAUUCUGACUAAGAGUAAAGAGAAAAUGCAGAGUAAGAAGCCAGGCUUUACAAUAUCAUGCUCUCCAAAGAGAAGCACAAAUUCCAGCCAAGAUCCAGCCUCAGGUAUGAAGCCAAACUGGCCUAGGAACAGAUAUCCUGCGACAAAGAGAGGCUGUGCCACCAUGGUGCCAUACCCGCCCCUGCACAUAUGCACGUACCCGUAGGUGUGCCUGGGCCACACCACGCAGGCACUUCCUCGGGGUGGAAUCCAAAAGCCACAUUUUGAGAUGGUGGGGAGAUGUAUGACGGGGAGCUACAUUCACUUGUGUUGUCCCAUGUUGUGCAUUCGUCAUGCAUUGACCUCACACUUUGUACUUAUACUGUGUGCAUGUCCUCAAGAUGCAUACCUCAUACAUUCAGUUAUUUUUUCAUAAAGUGAAAUUUUAUUAUGAUGUAUCGAAAAGCUUCCUUUAUCAGAAACUGAAGUGUGUGCUCAUGGAACUACAGCACAGACAUACCUCAUUUUAACCAGUAUUCUCUCUGAAAUUAUGUGUGAAUGGGUUUUAAAAGAUCAAACUCUGUUUUAAACAUAUUGUGGGACUGUGCUAUAUAAAAAAAAAGUCUGUGUCAAAGCUUUCUAGUUAUGAGUGAUCAGUCAGACUGUUGUAUAUCAGGUUUUCUCAGUGAGGUAUUCCCAUAUAGAGAUAACAAUUCAUGUAUUACCCAGAAUUUAAUGUUGUGUAUAUUAUGUUCAACAAGGUUAUGGAAAUUUUUUUUGAUGAUUAAAAUUCUUUCUCUCUAA
This is a messenger RNA of Galeopterus variegatus (Sunda flying lemur), 3653 nucleotides long. RefSeq names its product ATP/GTP binding protein-like 2 (gene AGBL2). NCBI's taxonomy places the organism in Eukaryota, Metazoa, Chordata, Mammalia, Dermoptera, Cynocephalidae. The transcript is spliced from 17 exons. The record is from RefSeq and is a predicted model, not a curated record. Gene Ontology annotation, molecular function: zinc ion binding; metallocarboxypeptidase activity. Gene Ontology annotation, biological process: proteolysis. The coding region runs from base 394 to 3075 and encodes 893 amino acids.